Molecule: messenger RNA, 3109 nt
Organism: Pleuronectes platessa (European plaice)
Lineage: Eukaryota; Metazoa; Chordata; Actinopteri; Pleuronectiformes; Pleuronectidae
Product: GTPase IMAP family member 8
Exons: 5
Coding region: 134-1936 (600 amino acids)
Molecular function (GO): GTP binding
Source: RefSeq, a predicted model, not a curated record
UGAUAUCCUCUGCAUGGAAAUUCUUUUGCUUUCAACCACUGAAGGGAACCAGUGUGAGGUGCAGUCCCUGCUUGGCUCGCACAAAGGAAAUCAAUCCCCUCCGUAGGCCUAUUAAUUACCUUCUGCAGAAAACAUGGAAAAAAGGACACCAGCCAAAGAGCUGAACGUCAUCAUGUUGGGAUCAAAAAGCUCCCACAAAUAUCUCGUUGGGAACAUCAUCCUGGGAACGAGUGCGUUUGACGCAGCAGAUGCAACAUUUGAUGCUGUGAGCCGAGCGGGAGAGGUAUGCGGGAGAAGCGUGACACUGGUAAAUGCCCCCGGGUGGCUGCGAGCAUAUAAACUCUGUGAUACGCCAGCACUUGUCAGGACGGAGGCGAUUCUCAGCGUCACCCUCUGUCCACCUGAAGUGCAUGGAUUUAUCCUGGUGAUUAAUACCGAGCAGCCAUUCAGAAGGGUACACAAGAAGGCAACCAAGGAGCACUUGGAGCAUUUUUUCGGUGCGAAGGUGUGGGAUCACACUUUCGUGGUGUUCACCCACAGAGGCGAACAAGGCCACAAGACCAUUGAGGAUUACAUCAGAGAGGAAGGGGCGCCGCUGAAGUCGCUCCUGGAGACCUGUGGUAACAGAUACCAUGAUCUUUGCGACGAAGGCGCAGACAACAGCGCGAAAGUCAAAGAGCUGUUUGAGAAGAUUGACACCGUGGUGGCAGGAAACCAUUACGAAGUUGAGAGCACGCUGGUGCAAAGUGUGAAGGAGCUCAGGAAAAAGGUGGACGAAAAAGCAGAGAAGUUGUUUCAGCAGUCACAACAAUGCAGGCAAACACUCAGAGGUCUCCUGUUAGACCCAAAGCCCAACCUGAGGAUACUGAUGGUUGGCUGGGUGUUUUCCGGGAAGAGUGCCACUGGAAACAGGAUUCUGGGAGCUCAAGUGUUUCAGUCUGGUGACCGGACCGUGAGAGCCUCAAAGCAAAUUGGCGAGGUGGCUGGAAGAGAGGUCACCAUCGUGGACACUCCUGGAUGGUGGAAAUUCUUUGCAGCUGUAUUCAACUCCGCUGACAUGAAGUCUGAGAUCUUAAGCGCCGUGUCACUGUGCUCGCCUGCACCGAAUGUCAUUUUGCUGGUGGUGCCACUCGACACGUCGUUCACCGAGGAACAAAGGCUAGUCACCGAGGAGAACAUGAGGCUGCUCGGACCCAGAGUGUGGAGACACGUCAUUGUGCUGUUUACUUUCGGGGACGUUCAGGGGAAGCAAACAAUCGAGCAGCACAUUGAAGGUGAAGGAAAGCCGCUCCGCUGGCUCAUUGAGAAAUGUGGAAACAGGUAUCACGUGCUGGACAACAGGAGCAGAGAAGAUGAUCAGGUUACAGAGCUGCUGAUGAGGAUGGAGGAGAUGGUGGCGGGAAACAGCACUUUCUACCUGAGUGAGACACAUGAUGAUCCACAAGCUGAGCGAGACGGAGGCGACAGCUUCAGUGAGAAAAAUUAUGAGAACACAGCCAAAGAGAUCAGAAAGCAUCUCAACAUCGCCCGGAAUCGCACAAACUGGGAACACGAAAGUAUGGAUAUACCACUAAGCUUUAAAAAAGACACACAGAUGUCUGAGGAUCCAGCGAGAGACAAUGGAGCGACAGGGCACCAACAUGAAGAUGACCAGUCGUCAGUGAAAUCCGGCGCUGGUCUAGAAGUUGAGAGUGAAGAUGAUACAUGUUAUGGCUCUCUGAAGAACAUGAAGGGAUUGCUGGAGAGAGAGUGGAGCAGACAGGAGGCUUCGAUGGAGUUUCACGACGAGCUCUGUGCAGACAAGAAAGGCGAUGAACCGGAUAUGGAUCAGCGGCAGGAAUCCAGAGAUAAAGUGCUGGCAUGGCUGGAAGUCCUUCAUAUAACAUCAGGCAGAAAAAGAGAAUUAACAUGGGAAAAAGAGGUUUUUCUUUCUUAGGUUCUCCUAAGAAACAAACUGGAGGGACGGCUACGAGGAAGAAGGAAUCAACUAAAAAGUAUUAAUGAGAUUAAAUGAUAUCACCCCACACUCAAGGUUACUGUGGUCACACUGGGUAAUACAAGAUGCGAUGACUGUACGUCUGAUUGUUGUUACCUGACCAGCAUAGAACAUAUUGAUUUAUAAAUGUGUUGCAAUAGUAUUGCAAUGUAGUAGAUCAUAUAACAAUUUUUUUAUUAUGUUUUAUAAUACAUAAAUGUUAUAAUAUACCAAAUGUUGUAUUACGUCGCAAAUGGAAGUGUCAAGAUUUACUUUGUAUCAGAAUGAUUUAGUGACAGAAGAGGGAUUUGGGGAUUUAUAAUAAAAAAAAAUUAUAUUUACAUGGACGAUAUGUUUGUGUAUAUCAACUGUAUAUAGGAGGUGCCUUUUUGAACAAGUGAUGUAAUUUGGCAAAAGAGUGGAGACACAACCCACGCAAUUGUCUGAACUACCUGAAAUGACAUGAAACCAUCUUUGGGGGUAAUACAAUUAAAUAAAUACAGGUAUAAUGUCCGGUGGAAAGUCGCAUAUUCGCUCACAUGGAGGGGGUGAGGUUUAAAGCUUAAAAAAUAUUUACAUCAUCAUAUUCCUAGUUUCAUUUGUUAAAUUUAAAUGUAAAUAUUUUUAAUUUACUUGUUUUGUGAAGAUAUAUGUGAUUAAAGAUUUUACUAUUAUCAUGCUGCAGCCAGAGGGCGAUCAAGAUACUUUGGUCAAAGGUCAAGGCUACUCUGAUGUCAUAAACACGUUUAUUUCAUCGCAAGGCAAUCAUUAAUAUGCUAAUUUGUUUCAGACAAAUGUCAGAUUUAAUGAGGUUGACAUUUUAUAUACAAAAAGUCAAAGUCCAACUUCACUGUGACAUCUUGAUGUGCUGCAAAAACACUAUUCUGGACGUUUUUCAGCACAGUAACUUCGAAACAGAAGGGGAUAUUGUGACCAAAUUUCCUGCAACUUGAUUAUUUUUUUGUCCCAAUGCAUGUGUGUGUGUGUGUGUGUGUGCACUGCAUUAUUGUCUUUACUGAAAUUGAGAUACUUUUUCCAAAUCCAUAUAAAACCGCACAAACAGUAUAGCCGGAUGUUGAAGUCCAAUGUUGAAAUGCUGUGAUAGGACGAAUAAAGCUGAAUCCAAUUUUCUGA